AUGAAGUCAAUUUUGAAAUAUUCAGUGUUAUUAUUUUGCUUUGCAUCCCUAUAUGGUGUAAAGUUCAGAUGUGAUUAUAGGUUCACUUCUUUGGGAUGGUUCAAAUACCAGGAGAUACCUGCAACAUGGUACGAUGCUCGUUUGCAAUGCCAACUUGAAGGUGGUAUCCUAGCCUCUCCUACUACAGCCGGAAUAAAAUCCAUUAUGUUGGAAUCAUUUUGCGAACCCGAGAUCUUUACUGGAAUUCACGCUACAUUCUCCAAAGGACAAUAUUAUUCUAUUAAUGGUAUACCUUUUACGCAAAUCCCUCACGAAUGGGCUCCAUUCGAACCAGAUAAUAAAAAUAAUGCUUGA
This is a messenger RNA of Arctia plantaginis, 354 nucleotides long. NCBI's taxonomy places the organism in Eukaryota, Metazoa, Arthropoda, Insecta, Lepidoptera, Erebidae. The record is from the annotation of a GenBank genome assembly.